UCCUGAGCCAACAUCCUUCCAGUAACGUUACGACUUCCAUGCAACAAUAAACACACCGCCCAAUCAAGAUCCACUCUCAAGUCUCAAAUUACAAGGGGACCUCAGCUUACUCAGCAAAGAUCUUUGUUCUUAACGUUAUCUAAUCUAAUUAACGGGAACCAGCAACAGCAUCGCCAUUGUUUGCUUCUAUUCCAACCUUCGUUACAACGGAUUAGCUGCGCAGCUUCGCUACCCAUACCAUCCGAGUCGCUGAUCAUUCUCGAAGCCGAUUCUUUUGCUCCUCCAUCGAGAUCGAAGCAUCAUGUCUGACUCCGAGGACCUAAUCGAUAACAUUCCCGAUGGGGAAGGCGACGACCUUUUCGGAGAUGAGGGCGGCGAGGGUGACGACGCCAUCUCAGAGGCCGAAAAAGCCCAGAGUGAUCGGGACUUGGUGUCAGAUAGGGAGGACAAAGAUUCUGACGCGCAUCAUCGCGAUGACGACGAGGAGCCCCGCGAAUUUCGUGAGAAGCUUGUCGUGGAAGUUCCUCUUUACCGGCACCGCAUUCCGCGAUCAAGAGAUGGCAGUCUGCACUCGCUUCGAGUCCCGGAAUUCCUCAAGUUCAACCCAGUGGAAUACAAGCCCGACGAAUGGCAGCCAAGUAAAUGGGAGCUCGACAACGCCAAAUCCGACAAUCCCAUCCCGGCCAUAAUGUUCCGACGCGAUCCAAAGACGGGACGCAUGCAGAGUAAUGCAAACAUGUACCAAUGGAGCGAUGGCUCUGUGACACUCGCGAUUGGGGAUGAGCAUUUCGAGAUCCAGUCCAAACCUCUGGCGCCACCACGCAAUAAGCCAUACAAAGAAGUGCAGGACGCGCACUACUAUGCCGCGGCCGCACACCUGACAACGAAUUCUUUGCUUGUCGUGGGGCAUUUCACGGAGCAAUUCACUGUCAAGCCCAACAAAGAGCUCGAGGAUCACGCGCUGGAGCGGUUGAAGGCACAUCUCGCCGGCGCCAAGAAGGACCGCGGAGCCGACAUGAUCAUCGUCACAACCGAGGAUCCGGAGCUUCAGAAGAAACAGGCCGAGCUCGCAGAGAAGGAGCGCAUGAAGCUCCAGCGUCGCCGCGAGACGGCAGCUGCUCGCGCGGACGGCCGGUACAAGGGCGGUGCACUCUCCAUCGGCGACAUUGAAGGCCGACGUGGUGGGGCCGCGGGGAGAAAGAGAGGAGCUACCGGGGCCGUCAAGAAGAAGCACCGUCGCGACGAAUACGACUCGGAUGAUGAUCUUCCCAGUGGGGCACGGCGUCCAGAUGGUUACGACAUGGACGAUGGGUUCCUGGUCGAUAGCGAUGAAGAAAGCGAGGCGGUGGAAGACGACGAAGAGGAGGAAGAGAUAUUGGACGACGAAGAUGACGAGGAUGAAGCACCUCGGCCGAAGCGGCAGAGGACGGCCGAGCCAGAUGAGGAUGCCGAGGGCGAGGAUGACGACGCCCCGGCUCCCACCGACACCUCAAACCGCCGGAGACGGCGUGUCAUCCAGGACGAAGACGAUGAGGAGUAGGUUUUCUCCGGAUGCAUUGGGGUUCAUAAAACGAUUCU
Canariomyces notabilis is the source of this 1578-nucleotide messenger RNA. RefSeq lists its product as uncharacterized. The transcript has 2 exons. Lineage: Eukaryota; Fungi; Ascomycota; Sordariomycetes; Sordariales; Chaetomiaceae. The record is from RefSeq and is a predicted model, not a curated record. Gene Ontology annotation, biological process: transcription elongation by RNA polymerase II; positive regulation of transcription elongation by RNA polymerase II. Gene Ontology annotation, molecular function: RNA polymerase II C-terminal domain phosphoserine binding. Gene Ontology annotation, cellular component: Cdc73/Paf1 complex; nucleus. Bases 302 to 1540 code for a protein of 412 amino acids.